This is a messenger RNA of Purpureocillium takamizusanense, 1036 nucleotides long. It is a transcript of the gene PRE8, whose product is annotated as Proteasome endopeptidase complex. The transcript has 5 exons. The record is from RefSeq and is a predicted model, not a curated record. NCBI's taxonomy places the organism in Eukaryota, Fungi, Ascomycota, Sordariomycetes, Hypocreales, Ophiocordycipitaceae. Gene Ontology annotation, biological process: ubiquitin-dependent protein catabolic process. Gene Ontology annotation, cellular component: proteasome core complex, alpha-subunit complex; proteasome core complex. Bases 135 to 962 code for a protein of 275 amino acids.
GCAGUGACCAGUCGCUGGCAGAACAGAACAACCGAGCUCAUCACGGCAGCCUCGCACACAGCAUCGACCGCCAGUAUCUCGCAUCACGAAGCCAAGACGACCCCCUCGCGUGCUCGCCGAUAGCAGCUGCAGAAAUGGCGGACCGAUACUCCUUUUCCCUCACCACGUUCUCGCCCAGCGGAAAGCUGGUGCAGAUUGAGUAUGCACUCAACGCGGUGAACCAGGGCAUCACGGCUCUGGGUAUCAAGGCCACCAACGGAAUCGUCCUCGCCACGGAAAAGAAGUCGUCCUCGCCUCUGGCCGACCAGAGCUCCGUCUCCAAGAUCAGCAACAUCACCCCCAACAUCGGAACUGUCUACUCGGGCAUGGGCCCCGACUCGAGAGUAUUGGUCGACCGUGCGCGCAAAGUCUCGCACACGGGCUACAAGCGCAUCUACAACGAGUAUCCCCCGACGCGGAUAUUGGUUCAGGACGUUGCCCGGGUCAUGCAGGAGGCCACUCAGUCCGCUGGUGUGCGGCCGUACGGCGUGAGCAUGCUCAUCGCUGGCUGGGACGAGGGAAUUGAGCCCGAAGAGGAGGACACCACCACCGAAGGGGAGAAAAAGCCGAGCAAGAAGACCGGCGGCAUCCACAAGGGCGGCCCCAUGCUCUACCAGGUCGACCCUACCGGCAGCUACUUUCCCUGGAAAGCCACUGCUAUCGGCAAGAGCGCCACCAAGGCCAAGACCUUCCUCGAGAAGAGAUACUCGGAGGAGCUGGAGCUUGAGGAUGCCAUUCACAUUGCGCUUCUCACCCUCAAGGACAACAUUGAAGGUGAGAUGAAUGGCGACUCGAUUGAGAUCGGCAUCGUCGGCCCCCCCGCAGAGCAUCUCUUGGGCAUGGAGGGUGUCGAGGGGCUGAGCGGACCGCGCUUCCGGAAGCUGACCUCCCAGGAGAUUGAGGAUUACCUGACGAGUCUAUAAUGGGCCUUUGAGGAGCAAUUGGAGCGGUCUGUACAAUAGAGGAUCAUGAGGCUCAAUAGAGCGACUGUUUUGAC